Molecule: messenger RNA, 1302 nt
Organism: Sesamum indicum (sesame)
Lineage: Eukaryota; Viridiplantae; Streptophyta; Magnoliopsida; Lamiales; Pedaliaceae
Product: protein BIG GRAIN 1-like B
Biological process (GO): auxin-activated signaling pathway
Source: RefSeq, a predicted model, not a curated record
AUGUACACUACCCAAAAACUAUACAGAGAGCAAAACUAUAAAUCAAGAAAGGGCCAGAACAAUAUGCCUUCCUUCUCCUCCACCCUUCUUGACGAAAUCUACCGUUCCAUCGAUGGAAAUGCUGAGGAUUUUAAGGCGUACAAGGAAAAAGCAGUGAAGAUCAGGCAGGGUGGUCUGAGGGCCAAGAAUACUACUACUACUACUGCUACUAACAUAGAGGACGGAGCAAGCUUUAGAAGGGCUUGUUUGGUUGAGAAAUGGAUGGAAAAGGAGGCUCAUGAGAAAGUUGUGGCUAAAACGAGGCCACCUUUAUUGCCUGAGUUGGACAACAAGUCAUUGCACGACAAUGAUUUGUUGUUCUUCAGUUCAACUUCGAGUUCUUCUGAUAGUUCUGGUGCACUCUCGUCAUCGGACACAGAGUUCUUUGGUUCCACAAGGAAUAAGCCCAAGGUUUCUUGUUUUUCCAGCAGGCCUAAGCCAGUGCGGACCGGUGUGUCGGCCCGUGAGAGUAAUCCAAGAGAAGAGUACUGUGAUUCUUUGUUUGAUGAUUACGAAAAUCCGCUGAGAAACAAAGUGGAGGAUGAGUUGAUGAAGUCCAAGUCCAGGGCCCUGAAGAUUUACGCCAAUUUGAAGAAAGUGAAGCAGCCUAUUUCUCCAGGGGGGAGGCUAACAAGCUUUAUUAACUCACUUUUCAGCAAUGCGAAUGGGAAGAAGUCUAAAAAUCUUGAUACAAAUAAAGAGUUUCAAGUUCAAGAUUUGAAGUCCCCAAAGGCGACCUCAUCGACUACUUGUUCAUCAGCUUCUUCCUUUUCCAGGUCGUGUUUGAGCAAAUAUUCACCAAAAUCGAGGGAGAAGAUGAGGAAUGGGGUUCAAAGAAGCGUCAGAUUCCAUCCAGUGAGUGUGAUCGUUGAUGAAGAUUCAAGGCCUUGUGGGCACAAGUGCAUAUAUGGUGAAGAUUCCGACAGACACGCAAAGUCUCCACUGCCUCCAAAUGCAUUGGAAGAGCUGAAAUCGAGCAUAAGGGAGAAAAACAGGAAGGUGGAAGAGGCUGCACAAAAUGCUUUGAAGGGCUACUAUCUUAACAAAAAGGGUAAUGAUUUUUCCAUGUUUCGUAAAAUCCGCGAUGAUGAGGACGAAGAAGACGAUGACCAUGAAGAUGGAAUGAGUGAUUCAAGUUCGGAUUUGUUCGAACUUGAUCACUUAGCGUUGUUUGGAAACAAUAGAUAUUGCCAAGAACUCCCGGUGUACGAAACUACUCAUUUGGACAAGAAUCUUGCGAUUGCUAGUCGUUUGAUUCGCUAA